This is a messenger RNA of Helobdella robusta, 363 nucleotides long. RefSeq lists its product as hypothetical. The transcript is spliced from 3 exons. Lineage: Eukaryota; Metazoa; Annelida; Clitellata; Rhynchobdellida; Glossiphoniidae. The record is from RefSeq and is a predicted model, not a curated record. The coding region runs from base 1 to 363 and encodes 120 amino acids.
AUGAUGUUGGACAUGAUGUCGAAGGAGCUGAAGGACCAGGACCCAGUGCUAACCAUCAGAAGGAACUUACAACAAGUUGUUCAACGUCAUUCACACGUACACUCGCUCAAGCAGAUAAUCGAGACCAUAUUGAAAAUUAAACUACCGUGCAAAACAUUAAAGAGAGAUGAAGAUGAGGAUGAUGAUGAAGAAAGUAAGGAAUUAGGUGAGGCGCUGAGGGAUGGUUCCCUGCUGUGUCAACUGGCCAAUGCACUUAUUCCAAAAUCCAUCUCCAACAUCUACACUCCCACUAAUUAUAAGGUUGCCACAAACAACAUGAACACAUUUUGUACAUUUUAUUUCUGUUUCUUCCUCUUUAACUGA